CUCUGAAAAUUUUUGUGCCUUGAGAUAAGAAUGAGAGUGGAUGGGAUGAUUAUGGGCAAUUUAUGUCCCAUGCUCUGAUAAUGGGAGUGGGUGGGGAUGAUCUUAAAAGGACUUAUUGGCCUCAAUACAGUUACUAGUCACCAUCACCACAUAGUCCAAGUCCAAGAGAAGCUUACCCGAUAUUUUCGAGUGAGAGGGCGAGAACCAUUCCGGAGCAGGAGAAUGGUAAUCUCAUACUUGUUCUUGUUUCUGGCUUUGAUCAUAGACCUUGGAGACUGCCAAAAUAAUGGGUGUGCUGAAUUACGGUGCGGAGGUCAUGGCCCAGCCAUCCGAUUUCCCUUCCGAGUUAAUAGCCAGCCAGAGCAUUGUGGGUAUCCUGGGUUUAGUCUCUCCUGCACCGAUACAAAUGACACAGUGGUCGAGCUGCCGAUUUCAGUAAAGCUUUCUGUCAAACAGAUUGACUACAAAUCUCAGGCGAUUCAAUUAUAUGAUCCAGAUCGUUGCAUUUCAAGGAAGAUUCGGAGACUCGAUUUAUCUUCCUCGCCUUUCCAAUUCGAAGUACAUUAUCCUCAUUCCCGCGUUACAGACUUUGCCUUAUUCAAUUGUUCCCCAAGAGAAGUAAAAAAAUUGGAGUUUAUCCCUUGUCUCAGUAGCCCAAACCACCAGGUUUAUGCCUUCGAUACGGAUGAUGACCUCAUGGAGUACCCCCUAUCAUCUUGUACAAAGAUUUAUACCCUUGGAUCAAUUCCAAAUACUACAAUGCUCGGUGACGAUGAGAAAAAAAAUCUUGAAUUGAAGUGGUCCAGACCAGUUUGUGGGCGCUGUGAAGCAAAAGGCAAGAAAUGCAGAUUGAAGAGUAAUAGCACCGAAUUAGAAACCGAAUGCUUCCUCGAAGGAGCAUUAUCAAAGUUAGUGAUCACUGGUAUUGUCUUGGGUUCAUUUAUAUUCCUACUAGCUAUCUUUGCUCUCUAUCGUUUCUAUACUUACGAUAAACUAGAGAAAGACUAUCAAGCGAAAAUCGAAAAGUUUUUGGAAGAUUACAGAAAUUUCAAACCCACAAGAUACUCGUAUGUUGACAUUAAAAGGAUUACAAAUCAAUUUACUGAGAAGUUAGGCGAAGGAGCAUAUGGAACAGUAUUCAAAGGAAAGCUUUCUUAUGAAAUUCAUGUUGCAGUGAAGAUUCUCAACACUUCCAAAGGGAAUGGGGAAGAAUUCAUAAAUGAAGUAGGAACAAUGGGUACGAUUCAUCAUGUUAACGUGGUUCGCUUGGUUGGCUUCUGCGCUGAUGGAUUUAGACGGGCUCUAGUAUAUGAGUUCUUACAAAAUGAUUCACUAGAGAAGUUUAUAUCUUCAAGGGCUGCCAAGAAUCGUAUCCUUAAUUUGGAUAAGUUGCAAGAUAUUGCUCUUGGCAUAGCAAAAGGAAUUGAAUAUCUUCAUCAAGGAUGUGACCAACGAAUCCUCCAUUUCGAUAUCAAACCUCAAAAUGUUUUGCUAGACCAAAACUUCAGUCCAAAAAUUUCUGAUUUUGGUCUUGCCAAGUUGUGUUCAAAGGAUCAAAGUGUUGUGUCCAUGACCACAGCUAGGGGGACUGUGGGUUACAUUGCACCUGAAGUAUUCUCUAGAAAUUUUGGGAAUGUGUCUUAUAAAGCAGAUGUUUAUAGCUUUGGAAUAUUGUUACUUGAAAUAGUCGGAGGGAGGAAAAAUGUUGACGUUACAGUUGAAAACACUAGUGAAAUCUAUUUUCCAGAGUGGAUCUACAAUCUCUUAGAACAAAAAGAAGACAUACGAAUUUUUGUUGAGGAUGAUGGAGAUGCUAAAAUUGCAAAGAAACUUGCAACUGUAGGACUUUGGUGCAUCCAAUGGAAUCCAGUGGAUCGUCCUUCCAUGAAAGAUGUGGUUCAAAUGUUGGAGGGAGAAGGAGAUAAUUUAAGUAUGCCUCCUAAUCCCUUUGCCUCUGCCGGCUCUGUAAAGGAUAAUGCAAAUAUACCUAAAAAACAUCUGAACCAGGAGUUGGAGGUCAUCGCAGAAUCAGAAUAAUUAUAUGUAAACUUGGCGUUUGUGAUAAUAAUAUACGUUGCAAUGAUCUUGUACUCUUA
Messenger RNA from Alnus glutinosa, 2096 nucleotides. Its product is annotated as rust resistance kinase Lr10-like. The transcript has 3 exons. Bases 97 to 2037 code for a protein of 646 amino acids. The record is from RefSeq and is a predicted model, not a curated record. NCBI's taxonomy places the organism in Eukaryota, Viridiplantae, Streptophyta, Magnoliopsida, Fagales, Betulaceae. Gene Ontology annotation, biological process: protein phosphorylation. Gene Ontology annotation, molecular function: protein kinase activity; ATP binding; polysaccharide binding.